This is a messenger RNA of Patiria miniata (bat star), 562 nucleotides long. RefSeq lists its product as uncharacterized. Lineage: Eukaryota; Metazoa; Echinodermata; Asteroidea; Valvatida; Asterinidae. The record is from RefSeq and is a predicted model, not a curated record. Bases 38 to 505 code for a protein of 155 amino acids. The transcript has 2 exons.
UCAUAAGGUUUAUCGCAAAUACAAACCGCAAAGGAUCAUGGGGCUGCAAUCGGAGCAACAGCGCCAUCACACGGCGGUGGGAAAACGUACACACGGCAUGCACGGCAUUGCACGGUGCGGUGUGUACGAUAUUUCUUGGCUGUCCAUUUUUCUGACGUUUUGUGUUCGAUGGGAGGUGAUUAUUGUGCUGUUCUGGGUUGCAAUAAUGACUGUUGUUAUCCACAAAGAUGUCAUCAUAGAGCAUGUUAACACACUCGGAUUCCACUCAUGCACGGAUAAGAAACACUUUCCUCUAGCUCUCUCGACCCAACUGACCCAACAGCAGGAUUUCAAAGUAAAAUCAUCAACUACAGUCUGCAGCUACCGCUUUAAAUACGGCCAGCCAUAUCCUGAUGAACUUCACCCAACUUUAUUUUUGAGAGGAUUCGACCUUCCUGAGACACUGAAAAGAGCACCGGUGAAGAGUCGAGCAUUGGAUCUCACUACACCACUGCCGGCCAUCUGAGAAAAUCAAAACUUUGCUGUACCUUUUCUUAAGUUUUUAUUUAUUUUGUUCAUUCUU